Opisthorchis viverrini is the source of this 255-nucleotide messenger RNA. RefSeq lists its product as hypothetical. The record is from RefSeq and is a predicted model, not a curated record. The transcript has 2 exons. Bases 1 to 255 code for a protein of 84 amino acids. NCBI's taxonomy places the organism in Eukaryota, Metazoa, Platyhelminthes, Trematoda, Opisthorchiida, Opisthorchiidae.
AUGAACAAGGCAAUUGAAGGCGAUCGCUCAAAGUCAGCAGACAGCCCAAUGCCGGUUUCGCCUUGUUUGGAAUUCGUCUGGAAACGCAUCUCGAAUGUAAACUCUGCGUUUUUUUCGGGUGAAAAUAGCUGUGACUAUGAACUGAAGCACAACAUAGUUCGUAAGGGCAACCGUUUAGCCAACUGUUUUGGACGGAAAACCGCCGGCCAGGCCAAAGCAUCCGACACCGGGAAAGGAAAACUAUUGACAGCCUGA